Contarinia nasturtii (swede midge) is the source of this 1603-nucleotide messenger RNA. Its product is annotated as histidine--tRNA ligase, cytoplasmic-like. The transcript has 6 exons. Gene Ontology annotation, molecular function: ATP binding; histidine-tRNA ligase activity. Lineage: Eukaryota; Metazoa; Arthropoda; Insecta; Diptera; Cecidomyiidae. The record is from RefSeq and is a predicted model, not a curated record. Gene Ontology annotation, cellular component: cytoplasm; mitochondrion. The coding region runs from base 45 to 1595 and encodes 516 amino acids. Gene Ontology annotation, biological process: mitochondrial translation; histidyl-tRNA aminoacylation.
UUUUCCUGCGAUACACAAUUGAUAGCCGAUACAGUUGAAUCGCAAUGAAUUUGUGUCGGCACUUAUUUGGCCGAAAUGCGCCUGCAUUUCUCAGGUCAGCUCAAAGAGUUUUUUACAUACAGAAAGAAGGAAAUUCAUCGAGAAUUGUUAAUUGUAAUGGAAUGAACGUAUUUUAUCAUUAUUCAACCGAUUCGAGAGUGCCUUCACCGAAAAAGCCAUCAAAUCAAAAGUCAUCGAAAUUGAUGGUGAAAACUGCAAAGGGAACAUGUGACCACGGUCCACAAGAAAUGGAACUUCGGCAAAGAGUAUUCGGCAAAAUUGAAUCUAUUUUUAAAACACACGGCGCCCAAACGAUAGACACGCCAAUAUUUGAAUUGAAAGAACUGUUGACUGGCAAAUAUGGAGAUGAUACAAAAUUAAUUUACGAUCUGGCAGAUCAAGGUGGCGAGAUUCUAUCGUUAAGAUACGAUUUGACAGUUCCACUGGCAAGAUAUUUGGCUAUGAAUAAAAUUAGCAGCAUCAAGAGAUAUCACAUUGGAAAAGUCUAUCGUCGAGAUACACCGUCAAAAGCACAAGGUCGACUUAGGGAAUUUUAUCAAUGCGAUUUUGAUAUUGUUGGACCCCACGAUGCGAUGCUGCCCGAAGUCGAAUGUAUAAAAGUUAUGUCAGAGGUGUUUAACUCUUUGGAUAUUGGAGAAUUCGUAAUUAAAGUAAAUCAUCGGCUACUCUUGAAUGGAUUGUUUGAAGCAUGUGGAGUGCCCGAAGAUAAAUUCAAGUCAAUAUGUUCUGCCAUUGAUAAAUUAGACAAGUUGUCCUGGGCUGACGUACGAAAAGAAAUGAUCGAAGAAAAGGGCCUGAGUGAGAGUGUUGCAGACAACAUUGGAAAAUACACACAACAAUGUGGAAACGUCGAAUUGAUAGAUAGACUCUUGUCCGAUGAGUUUCUCAAUAAAACAUCAGCAAGUGUCAAAGGUCUUGAAGAAUUGAAGCUGCUUUUGAAGUAUUGUAAUCUUCUUGGUUUACAAAAUAGUGUAGUUUUUGAUCUGAGCUUAGCACGAGGUUUAGACUAUUACACUGGAGCUAUAUUUGAGGCAGUUCUUAAAGAUAAAAAUGUUGGGGAUGUUCAACAGUCAAUAGGUUCGAUAGCAGCUGGUGGACGUUAUGACGAUUUGAUGGGUGUAUUUGAUGCAAAAGGACGUUCAGAGCCUUGUGUUGGAGUUUCAAUAGGCGUUGAACGAAUUUUCGCCGUUCUUGAGUCAAAAGUUGCGAAAGAAGGAAUUAAACCAGCAAACAGUACAGAUGUUUAUGUAAUGUCAGCUCACAAAGGUCUACAUGAACAACGAUUACAAAUUGUAAAUAGACUGUGGACUGCUGGAAUUCGUUCAGAGCAUUCAUAUAAAGAAAAUCCAAAAUUAGUUCGACAGCUUGAAUACAGUUUAAAACAUGGAAUUCCCUAUGCAAUUAUCAUUGGCGACUCUGAACUACAAAGAAAUGUUUUUAAAUUACGUACUUUCGCUACACACGAAGAAAUUGAAAUUCCAAUUAGUGAUUUAGAAAAUGAAAUUAGAAAAAGAGUUAAUAAAACAGAGAAAUAAAUUCGUAA